GGGCACAGGUGGGUGGCACUGCUGGGCACAGGUGGGUGGCACUUCUGGGCACAGGUGGGUGGCACUUCUGGGCACAGGUGGGUGCACUGCUGGGCACAGGUGGGUGGCACUGCAGAGUGGCACAGGUGGGUGCACUGCUGGGCACAGGUGGGUGCACUGCUGGGCACAGGUGGGCGGAGCUUGCGGGUGGCACUGCUGGGCACCGAUCAUCAGGGCACUGAUCAUCAGUGCCCUGAUGAAUCGGUGCCGAUCCCCGCUCUGACAACUGCCGGUUCUCGGCAGUACUUUCCUCACGAUCUGACAGCGUGAGGAAAGUGCAGCCGAGAACCGGCACUUGCAU
Staurois parvus is the source of this 340-nucleotide messenger RNA. The record is from the annotation of a GenBank genome assembly. NCBI's taxonomy places the organism in Eukaryota, Metazoa, Chordata, Amphibia, Anura, Ranidae.